Messenger RNA from Ascoidea rubescens DSM 1968, 980 nucleotides. Its product is annotated as cell division cycle 42. Gene Ontology annotation, biological process: small GTPase-mediated signal transduction. The record is from RefSeq and is a predicted model, not a curated record. The transcript is spliced from 2 exons. The coding region runs from base 218 to 817 and encodes 199 amino acids. Gene Ontology annotation, molecular function: GTPase activity; GTP binding. NCBI's taxonomy places the organism in Eukaryota, Fungi, Ascomycota, Saccharomycetes, Ascoideales, Ascoideaceae.
AACCAAAGGAACUAUGCUUUAAAACAUUUUGAUAUCAGAGAAGUUAAUUAAAGAGUUUUUGAAACAAAACCCAACUAUUAAUCCUAUGGUAUUAUAUUAUGUUUUGCUCUUUUCGUUCGAAAAAAAAUCUUGUUUAUUGAAUCAAGAGUUAUAAAUCACGCCCUGUUUUCCCAAAUCAAACAAUACUAUCAAACAACCAAAAAAUAAUAUAUUCCAAAUGUCCAACAAACUAGUUAUGGUUGGUGAAAGUGCAUGUGGGAAAACAUGUUUGAUUCGUCGGUAUCUUGAAAAUAAUUACAAUGACAAGGAGGGCACAACAGCAAGUUUUUACAAAAAGGAACAUUCCACCACCAUAGAUGGUAUAACUCACAGUUUCGAUUUGUGGGAUACUGGUGGUCAAGAAGAUUACGAUAAUUUGAGAAAAUUAUCAUAUGCAGAUGCAAAAGCGUUUUUGGUGUGUUAUUCUGUUGAUCAGCCCCAAGAACUUGAAAGUGUGCUUCUCAAAUGGAUGUCUGAAGUCAGGGAGCAUUGUCCUAAAACUCCCAUUGUAUUAGUUGCUUGCAAGACAGAUCUAAGAAAGAGCGCACAAAGAAGAAGUGAAUUGAGAGCAAAUGGAUAUUCAAUGGUAACUACUGCAAAAGGAGAUGAAUUGGCAAGAAAAUUUAAAUUGAGAGAGUUUUGUGUAGAGAGGUUUUAUGAGACUUCAAGUCUUACUGGCAAAGGUGUUGAUCAACUUUUUGAGGAAACAUUUAGAAUGAUUGUAACAAAAGAGAACACAAAGUUCCGUGAGCGCUAUGGGUGCUGUUCGAUAAUUUGAUAAAUACUUGAUUUGUGGGUUUGAAUAUAACCUCUAUGUUGAAACCAGUAUUGCGUUUGCAUUCUUGCAAUCAUAUUUACAAAUUUAUUGCAAAUAUGAUUGCAACAUUUAGUUUAUGGAGCUAAACUAAAUAAUAGACUGAAAUAAUUAAUAUACCAAAUUA